AUGACAGUGCUACUGCCUCCGAUCAUCCUCAUUCCUGGGGUUGGUGGAUCAAAAUUGGACGCAGUAAAUAAGAAGAAUGACAAAGUAGAGCGGGUCUGGAUCUCGAAAGAUGUCCUGCCUGUGCCUCAGCUGGGGAAAAAAUUUGUGCAUUAUCUGUGGGGCCGGCCGGAUCCCGAGACGCAACUAUACACCAGUUAUACUGAAGAGUAUGCCGAAACGCGAAUAGUUGAUGGCCUAGAGGGAUGCUGGAGGCUUCUCGACCAUUGGGUUAUAAACACAGUCGAGCAACUUUUUAAGAACACAACUCUUGGGAAGUACUUCGUCACAAUUAUUGGACGACUUAUGCAGGACUAUGGGUACCAACCGAACAAGAAUCUUUUCGGCUUUUCCUACGACUGGCGCCAGCCUUUGUAUGCGGAGUGUAUCAAAGGAGAGCUGCACAAACUGAUUAUUCGUGUACGUGAGCUUAACAAUGGCAUGCCUGUUAACAUCAUUGCCCAUUCCCUUGGAGGACUGGUCGGCCGAACUUACUGCCAACUAACGCCGGAUUGGAUGACACACAUCAGGCGCUUUAUUACCAUCGCGACCCCUUUUGAUGGCAGUAGUAGCAUGACGCUGAACAGCUUCAUCAAUGGGUAUGCGCUCGACGUCCCAGGCAUGAAGCUUGUGGCAGCUAGAGGAAUUCAGGCAUCCUCUUCCGUGACCAUUUACCUAUCGAACUUGCCCCCUCAGUAUGAAGGAAAUGAUGUAUCUCAUAAUAGGCGUAAACCUUUGGCCUACCUUUCCAAUGGCUUGCCAUACUGUACUUAUUACUACAACAGCUGCAUAUAUCUCAAGAAAGUACACAAAGGCCUUAAACGGGCUAAACCCACCCACUACCGCCAAAGAACCUAUCUUGAGAAACCGCCGGGAUACCCUAUUGACGGCCACGAGCCCCUACACUCGCUCCUCUUUAACCCCCUACCGGCUUCCCUUAAUGAGGAAGGGCAGUACAAGUCGUCUCAGUUUGAUACGGAUACCUUAGUUCACGACGCAGAGAAAGACUCCAGACUACCCUGUAGUCUCAGGUCGCAUUCUACUUCUCCGAUCUCGACUAAGAGAAGCUCUAAGGUACUCAGCUCGUAUCGCCCCUCGUCCUCCGUAACCAAAGCAGGAAUCCAGCACAGGCGAAUGCACUCUGACACCGUAGAGAAGCUCAAGAUCACCCACCAAGAAUUGACGCCCAAGCGCUACUCUGAGAUCGUGCAAUCAGGAUUCGAUGACACUGAGGAUAAAUCCUAUCAAGCCAAGCUCUCUAUAGGGCGAGCAAUCCACUCUCGGAAUGGAUCUUUUAUCACGCUAAAACAAAACCUUGAUGUUCCAGAGCAGACCCCGAGCCACAGAAGGUCAGGCUCUUCAGCGUCGUCCGUUAGCCCAGGACCUAGUCACAUUGUGAAUUAUCACGAGCACAGCCAUCGAGCAGUAUCGCAAAGACAGUCGCGGAUGCUUAAUUUAUCAAAUAUCUAUAUCACAUUGGACUUUUCCAGAUAUGGAAACAACGUCCCUGAUAUAGGUGCCAUUCUAUUGGGUCGAUUCUUGAGCGACCCUACUCUUAUUGCCAACGAUAAGAAAAAGGAAGUGUAUCAGCUCCUUAUGAAGAACAUAGAACGCAAGGUAAUUGUCAAGACAGUAGGCAUUAAGAAGCCGCGUGCAAGUGGGAAGAGUCUAGACACCCUGCUUGUACCGAACUAUAAGAGCAAGAAGUCGAUGGCCGCUAUUGAGGAGAUUGUGAACACGAAGGGUACAUGGAGAUGGGAAGCCUACUCAAUGUGGCCGCACCUAGGACGGACAAAUGCGACGAGCAUGGCCGCACAUCCUUAUUUUACGUUUAACAGCGUUGGAUUCCCAGUGUUGAGGGAGGAUUGCCCCUACCGCAAUGAAGUCAUCUCUGGAGUCAUGCCCCACGGAAGCUCUUUCUCGCAGAACAGGGACCUGUAUCUGAUCGCGUCUGCCCAGGCCAUAUACAUAUCCACGAGGCACCUGACCGAGCCUCUGUACAGGAUGGUCCUCGUUGGAGACGAGGAAAAGAUGGUUAAAGGAAAGCAGUUAAACCUAGAAUAUGUCCCUCCGGACGAUCUACAUCUAAUCACUGACACGACCAUCUACAAGGCAGAUGCCAGCGGUGUGUAUAGCGCGCAAAACAAGGUCGCCGACAAGACAGACUCAAGUAACCGCGAAAAGACUUUGAAGAAAGGCAUCAAGAAGCACUCCCAUGGCAAGAAGAUGCGCACUGUUGUGUGCCAAACCCCUGCUCCGUGGGUUUUUCUGCUGGACAUUCUUGAGCAACCCUUGUACAAUUUGCUGCGGCAGGUAACCAAGGUGGGAACCCUAGAGGCAUAUCUCUUUCAGCCAUUCAAAGAAUACUGGAAGUCAGUUGCUCGGGCCAGAGUGAAGGCGCUUGAGUACAAUCUCCAAGAAGACAUCGGAUCAUCUCAGAUAAUGACCAGGAGCGAGUCCGUCUUUCCUAUGUUCACCAGUGUCUCCCUCCAGGACCAUAGUGCUCUCGAGCGAUCACUGACAGCCAGCAUACCCAGCAAUGCCCUCACGGGGGAUGCAGCCUAUAAGUUGGACCUUGUACCAGAGGCGCCAAACGGGGGCCUCACCAAUGCACCAAGUCCCGAAUCAACCACUCUGAGUAUUCCUAGAAGGCCUAAGCAAGCUUCUCCAGUUCGGCCAGAAAAGUAUCUCCGGAAAAGAAACGGCGACCCUCGGUGCAUCCCCAAGGAGCUCAUCGCCCAGUACCCCAUCCUGUCCUCGAUGAAGCCAUGCACAACGGACGACUUUAGAUUUAUCAGCAUAAAUGGGGGAAAUGUGCCUACACCCAUACACACGAUCUAUCCCAAGCCGAUAAGCACAUACGACGAGCUCCAGAGCCAGCUUCCUGUCUUCAUAAUGGGCAGAGGAGACGGGACGGUCCUUCUCUCGGGAGCGCUGAGCGACAACUUUGACGACGCGCUCGUCCACGACAGAGUGGUGAUCCCGGAUGCCACGCACGGCGGGCUGCUCCACGACGAGGCCGUCUUCUACCUGAUCUACAUGGGGCUCGGGCUCCCCCUGCAGCUCCCGCACACCCACGGCGAGCCGGAGCCGGAAGAGCGGGGCGCCGGGCCGGCGAACGGCCGAGCAGAGGUUGAGUGA
Molecule: messenger RNA, 3177 nt
Organism: Giardia duodenalis
Lineage: Eukaryota; Fornicata; Diplomonadida; Hexamitidae
Product: putative Lecithin-cholesterol acyl transferase
Exons: 1
Coding region: 1-3177 (1058 amino acids)
Biological process (GO): lipid metabolic process
Source: RefSeq, a predicted model, not a curated record